CAACAGCAAUAGUAGAUAAUACUGCGCACAAAAUGGUUAACAAAGGGAACGGUGACAAUAUUAACGGUAAACUGGCGAUCCGCUCGCCUGAAAAGUGAGACAGACUUAUGACUAGUGUUCGAAAAUCGAGUGAGAAGCCAGCUAAGAGAGAGCAAGACCGAGACAUGCAGCUGCCCUAAAGACCUCGACAAGGACGAAGGACCAACACCAACCAGAGGCAGCAGCAACAGCAGCGGCAACCAACCAAACGACGACAAUCAGUCAAGAUGAGUGAUGAUCAAACUGCGUCCAACGAUGAGAAAGCUGUCGCCAAACACCAGGUCGUUGCGUAUACGCAGAGGUCGCAGGUCAAGCACGAGAACCGGCACAUCCAACUGGUGCGGGAGUAUGGCUUCCAUCCGCGCACCAAGGCCUCCGUGGAGGACGGCGACGUGCUGCCCCGCAAGUUCGAGCCCUUUCCGGAGCACAUGUACGGCAAGCCGUUGGAGGAGAUUGACACCUUCAUCUACGAGGAGACCUUCUGCGUGGUGUCCAAGCGAUUCCGGAAGAACUACAUCCACCGCUUCACGGGCACCAAAAGCCUGUUCCUCUUUUAUCCAUGGAGUCCGGCGCGUCGAGUAUGCGUCUACAUCGCCACCAACCAGUUCUUCGACUACUGCGUCAUGGCAACCAUCUUGUUCAACUGCAUCUUCCUGGCCAUGACGGAGACCGUGGAGGAGGCGGAGUACAUUUUCCUAGCCAUCUACUCCAUCGAAAUGGUCAUCAAGAUCAUCGCCAAGGGCUUUCUGCUCAACAAGUAUACGUAUCUACGCAACCCAUGGAACUGGCUGGAUUUCGUGGUCAUUACCAGCGGCUACGCCACCAUUGGCAUGGAGGUUGGCAACCUGGCGGGGCUGCGCACAUUCCGCGUGCUGCGCGCCCUCAAGACGGUGUCCAUUAUGCCCGGAUUGAAGACGAUCAUCAACGCGUUGCUGCACUCCUUCCGCCAGUUGGCGGAGGUCAUGACCCUGACCAUCUUCUGUCUGAUGGUCUUUGCGCUCUUUGCCCUCCAGGUCUACAUGGGCGAGUUGCGAAACAAGUGCGUGCGUCAGGUUCCCACCGACUGGACGAACGUCUCGCACGUCGACUGGCAGAUCUGGGUUAACGACACCGACAACUGGCUGUAUGAUGAGGAUGAACUGCCCGUGCUGUGUGGCAACCUGACUGGAGCCCGCCACUGCCCCUUUGAGUACGUCUGCCUCUGCGUGGGUGAGAAUCCCAAUCAUGGCUAUACCAACUUUGACAACUUUAUGUGGUCUAUGCUGACAACAUUCCAGCUAAUUACACUGGACUAUUGGGAGAACGUGUACAACAUGGUACUGGCCACCUGUGGCCCUAUGAGUGUAUCAUUCUUCACGGUGGUGGUCUUCUUUGGCUCGUUCUACCUGAUCAACUUGAUGUUGGCCGUAGUGGCGUUGAGUUACGAAGAGGAGGCAGAAAUUACGAAUGAGGAACGCAAAAAGGAUCUUCUGGACCAUCGGGACGACUCCACGUUUAGCUUCGAUCCGUCAGUGCUGAACGUGAAGAAACUGAACAAAAAUAAUAAGAAGAAGAUCGACUCACGGAAAGGUGUGCUGCUGGCUUCGUAUAGCAAGAAGAAAACACGUCGAAAAAAGGCGAAGGGCGGCAAAGAAGGCGACACCAAUGGCAACGGAAAUGGAAGCAACGGCAACGAUCUCAAAUCUCACUCGGCCACGCCUAGUCCGGGGCCAAGCCCACGGCACAGCGCCACGGAACGCCCAUCGGCGCUUACUCUGCACGCUCAGAAACAGUACCAGCAAAUGGAACAACAGCACCAGCUGGCCAAAGCCAACAUUGGCGACAGCACCACUGCCACUGCUCCUGCGCCAAAGGGGCGCAUUAGCUUCCAGGAGACUAGCGUGGGAGUAAAAAACCCAAACAUGCUAUAUCCCUCGGACUACAAGGGGCAGCUCAUCGCCAGCAGCAGGCAGGCGAGCUCAAACUCCAGCGGCGUAAAUCGCGAGUCCUCACAGGACGACUCCGGUGUGGUAGACGAUCACGAGGAUCAGGAAACAACCAACGAGUUGGGCCACGUUUCCACCGUGGAGCUGGCUCUCUCCCCACGCGAAGUGCGCCUCAUCAAAUGCAAUGGGAAUAUAGCUCGCAUAAAGAAUCACAAUGUGUAUGCCUUGCACCAGGAAUUCUCUUCAGAGGUGGUCGUGAUCGAUGACCUGCCUGACCGGAACUGCGAUCGUUGUGUUCACUGGUGCUCCGACUACGAGAGCUGGUUACAGUUCCAAAAUUGCCUUUAUAAAGUUGUACGAGAUCCUCUAUUCGAGCUUGCCAUCACCCUUUGCAUCGUGCUAAACACCGCCUUCUUGGCCAUGGAGCACCAUGGGAUGAGUGAGAGUUUUCGCAAUGCCCUGGAUGUGGGAAACAAGGUCUUUACGUCCAUUUUCACCUUUGAGUGCAUCGUGAAACUAAUGGCGUUGUCCAAGGACUUUUUUCUGUGUGGGUGGAACAUCUUCGACCUGCUCAUCGUCACUGCGAGCUUGCUGGACAUCAUAUUUGAGCUGGUCGAUGGCUUGAGUGUAUUACGAGGCCUGCGAUUGCUGAGGGUAUUGAAACUAGCUCAAUCGUGGACUACAAUGAAGGUUCUGCUAAGCAUUAUAAUCUCAACGAUAGGCGCCCUCGGCAACCUAACGCUGAUCUUGGUCAUAGUCAUCUACAUUUUCGCUGUCAUCGGCAUGCAGUUGUUCUCCAAAGACUAUACGCCCGAGAAGUUUGAUCCGGACCCAGUGCCAAGAUGGAAUUUCAACGACUUCUUUCACUCGUUUAUGAUGAUCUUUCGCAUUCUGUGCGGCGAAUGGAUCGAGCCACUUUGGGAUUGCAUGCGUGCUGAAGAAGAGCAAGGAGCCUCAACCUGCUUUGCCAUUUUUCUGCCGACUCUCGUGAUGGGAAACUUUAUGGUGCUCAACUUGUUCUUGGCCUUGUUGCUCAACAGCUUUAACUCUGAGGAGCUGAAGUCAAAAAAAGAGGAAGUGGGCGAGGAGUCAAAGUUAGCGAGGAGCAUCGAACGGGUGCGUGACCUGAUUCGCAAGAAACGGCAGGAGCGGAAGGAUCGUAAAGAGCGUAAGUUCGCAGAGAAGUUUCAGCAGAUCGUACUGGAUGCUCAGCAGGCGCACGCUCAGACUCAGUCCCAGCAGGCUGCAGUGGGUCUGGAAAGGGGCGACAAAACGAAUGCGUUGGCCGAAACCAAAUUCCACAGACUGAGCUAUCAGGAGUCUAUGAAUCGGCCCGUCUCAGGCUCCGAUUUCGGCUUCCAGAUCCCCCUACACGACGGCUUACAUACGAUAGUCGAUGGUCUCGAAUAUGAUGAAACGAGAGACUUGCCAGAACAAAUCCAACUGCAAGCGCAUCCACUGCCACCUACUUCAGACUCGCUGCCACCUACCUACGAGAGCGCUAUGAUGGCCGCCGCAGCCGCCGCCUUUCCGUCCGUCAAUGGAAAUGGCAACGGGAACGGGAACGGUCAAAAUUUGACGCCGUUUGCCCAAACAGAGCGCCGGCUGCAGCACCAAAUCUCUUCGGGAGUGAGUACCCAGCAGAAUGACUCACGAGACGAGGCCACCUACACGGAGUCUAUCGAGCUGCGCCUGCUAGGUCAAUACAACUCCACGGACACGGAUCCGUAUGCUAACGAUCAGCGGAGUGGGUGUGGCUCCUUCAACCGCGGUGACUCGCUGCAGGAUAAUUCCUCGCGGCGUUACGGGAGCGAAGAGCACGACGAGGCCUACCUCAAGUAUCAGAAGUCCUUGCUGACUCGGUCACCAAGCUACCGAAAGUCACUAGAUCGCCUGUCCCAAUCUAGUGGUCAAUCGCAGCGAUCAUUGCUCAAAUCGGAGGAGGCCGAGAUGCGACGACACUCAAGCGGCCAGUCCCUGAACUCCAUCUCAAUUGAACAGGAUGAACUGCUGUCUCAGCAGGGAAACCUUCGCGAAGAACUGCUCAACUGCGAUCAAAAGGAACUCUUUCAGUUCUUGCAGGAGGAUGACGAGAUGCAGAAGGGGACCAACCUGAACCGCAUCUCAAAUGCAAUGAGAUCGCGUCGUCCUUCCAGUCAGAUGGGACAGGCGGAGUGCGAGGCACUCGUAGAACACUCUGAGUUUGACAAUAUUAUCCAGAGCUUCGAGAAGGAAUUGGAGGAGAUCAAGCGCUCAACGACAUCGUUGGAGCGCAAGCUUUCCAACCUAUCAGAACCCUCGCCGGCCGCCGAUGAAGCUACAAAAGCCAUUAUGGAGCACAUAGCUAUCAUCACUGGUGCCUCGGAGCGCUCAGCCGCCGACGAGGUGGUGCACCCAUUGAAUCCCUAUGACAGUUACGACUUGUCAAGCGUGCCACGACGUUCCCAUUCCGUUAGCUCAGCCGCUCAACGCCAGUCCGUAAAACUGAAACGGCGCAGCCUGGAAAAGCAACGCAAGAUCGACGAGGACUUCAGCAUCUCGAAUGAGAUACGCAAAAUAUGUGAUCAAAUCCACGCCCCCUUCGUCGCCAUGGAAGCUAUGGCGGUGGCAGCCACCAACGCCAGCCAGGCGACCCAGCCCAAUCAAUCACCUUUCCUCAGGCGCAAGAUUGAUCCCUUCACCGUUCAGUUCGACCGCUUCAAGCGCCUCUCCUUGAUCGAACGCGUGGAGGAGCUACCGGAGGACGAAAAGCCCAUAUCGACACUGCGCAUCGAAUCGGAGAAAAUGCCUCGCAAGUUUCUCCAUGACCAAUUGCAACUGGAUAGCCUCUCGCUAAAGAGCACAAACUCGUACGAAAACCUCCUGAUCCAGAAGCAGAAGCUUGGAAUGGCCACUCCUCCCGCCGUUCCCGCCACUCCGCCCACCUCUUUGAAAUCGAGCAUCGAGCCACCGACACUGGCGCAAAUUUCAUCGCUAAAGACCACCCCGCCGCUGGCUGCUCUAACCGAGCACCAGCAGCACUUUCAUGCUACGAGCAUCCAAGCAGCACCCACUCACGGCCACGCCCACGCCCAUGCCCAUGCCCAUGCUGGGCCGCGGCGGCGCCCGGAGCAUCCACAAUCGACGCUAGACAAAGCCGCAUCCUUCCAGUCCGCUCGCACCGAGUCGCACAGCUCGGGAGCGGCCGACACGAGCUCGGCCCUUGCCCUGGCCAUGGCCCAUAAGACUGAGCAGUCGAAGUCGGCGGCGCCAGAAGCUACUCAAAAGCCGUCGGCAUUCACGCGACUGACCGAAAAACCAUGGCAUUGUUUGGUUUCCUACGUAGACGAUCUCACUGUCGGUGGGAGACGUAACUCGCAGGGAGCUUACAAUGAUCCCAUGACUUUUCCGAGCUACGGAGCCACGAAGGCGCCUAAGGUGCCCGACGACUGUUUCCCCCAGAAGUGCUACGAUCACUUCUACUUCCGCUGCCCCUGGUUCAUGAGCUGUAUGGACACGCAGAGCGCCAAGCACUGGACGCGCGUGAGGACGGCUGUCUUGACGGUUGUCGAUACUCCGGCCUUUGAGUGGUUUGUGUUGGUGCUGAUCUUUGCGUCAAGUAUCACGCUCUGCUUCGAGGACAUCAACCUGGACAAGAACAAGACGCUGAAGCGCGUACUGUACUGGAUCAACUUCUCCUUCUGCUUAAUAUUCGUCGUGGAGAUGAUUCUCAAGUGGCUGGCCCUGGGCUUCUCCAAGUAUUUUACCAGCUUUUGGACCAUACUCGACUUCAUCAUAGUGUUUGUAUCGGUUUUCUCGCUGCUCAUCGAGGAAAAUGAGAACCUGAAGGUCCUGCGCUCACUGCGCACUCUACGAGCCUUGCGCCCCCUGAGAGCCAUCUCUCGGUGGCAAGGAAUGCGGAUUGUAGUAAACGCUCUCAUGUAUGCAAUACCAUCAAUUUUCAAUGUACUUUUGGUUUGUUUGGUUUUUUGGUUGAUCUUCUCAAUAAUGGGUGUUCAGUUCUUUGGUGGUAAAUUUUUCAAAUGCGUCAAUGAGAUGGGCGAGUUGCUGCCGAUUACUGAGGUGAACGACAAGUGGGACUGCAUCGAGCAGAACUACACAUGGAUCAACUCCAAGAUCACCUUCGACCAUGUGGGCAUGGGCUACCUGGCCCUGCUGCAAGUUGCCACCUUCGAGGGCUGGAUGGAGGUAAUGGCCGAUGCUGUCGACGCACGCGGAGUGGACCUGCAACCGCAACGAGAAGCCAACCUUUAUGCGUAUAUUUAUUUUGUUAUAUUUAUUGUGUGCGGAUCGUUCUUCACACUCAAUCUGUUCAUUGGAGUUAUCAUUGAUAACUUCAACAUGCUCAAGAAAAAGUAUGAAGGAGGAGUGUUGGAAAUGUUUCUCACCGAAUCUCAAAAACACUAUUACACGGCUAUGAAAAAAUUGGGACGAAAGAAACCACAGAAAGUUAUUAAGCGACCUAUAAAUCAUUUUUUAGCUAUGUUUUAUGAUUUAUCCAAUUCGAGAAGGUUCGAGAUCGCGAUCUUUGUACUGAUUUUUCUCAAUAUGCUUACCAUGGGCAUCGAGCACUACGAUCAACCGCAUGCUGUUUUCUUCAUUUUGGAAGUGAGCAAUGCCUUCUUCACCACCGUGUUUGGUCUGGAAGCCAUUGUAAAAAUCGUCGGCCUACGCUACCACUACUUUACGGUGCCGUGGAAUGUAUUCGACUUCCUGUUGGUGCUCGCCUCCAUCUUCGGUAUCCUGAUGGAGGAUAUCAUGAUAGACCUGCCCAUUAGUCCAACAUUGCUGCGCGUGGUCAGAGUCUUUCGCAUCGGGCGUAUCCUGAGGCUUAUUAAGGCCGCCAAGGGCAUCAGGAAGCUGCUGUUCGCACUCGUUGUAUCGCUGCCUGCCCUCUUCAAUAUUGGAGCCCUACUGGGACUGAUUACCUUUAUCUACGCUAUCCUGGGAAUGUCGCUAUUCGGACACGUGAAACUCCAAGGCGCCCUCGACGACAUGGUGAACUUCCAGACUUUCGGGCGCAGCAUGCAGUUGCUGUUCCGGUUGAUGACCUCGGCCGGAUGGAACGACGUCCUCGAGUCCCUGAUGAUCCAGCCGCCCGACUGCGACCCCUUCAUUCACGGGCAGACAAACGGCAACUGCGGUCACCCGCUGCUAGCUAUCACCUACUUUACGAGCUUCAUUAUCAUUAGCUAUAUGAUUGUGAUAAACAUGUACAUUGCCAUUAUCCUGGAGAACUUCAACCAGGCACACCAGGAGGAGGAGAUCGGCAUUGUAGAAGACGAUCUGGAAAUGUUUUACAUUCGCUGGUCCAAAUACGAUCCACAUGCCACCCAAUUUAUACACUUCUCGCAACUGUCCGAUUUUAUUGCCUCUCUCGAUCCACCAUUGGGCAUCUCGAAGCCCAAUAAUGUCGCUUUAGUGUCAUUUAAUCUGCCCAUUUCAAAGGGCAAUAAAAUACACUGUCUCGACAUUUUGCACGCGCUCGUGAAGCACGUGCUAGGUCAUGUCGAGGAGACCGAUAACUUCAAACAGUUGCAGGAACAAAUGGAUGUCAAGUUCAAGAAACAGUUUCCAACGCGAAAAGAAUUGGAAAUUGUUUCGUCGACGCGGAUCUGGAAGCGCCAGGAAAAGGCGGCGAAGACCAUUCAGACGGGCUGGAAGGAGUAUUUGCGGCGCAAGCGCGAAAAGGAACGCUCAAACUCCGGGGACAGUGCUACUCAAACCUCCAGCCCAGGCGGAUGGCAAUCGAAGCUCUCUGCCUUGAACUUUUUCCACCUUCAGGUGAGUCGACGUGGCACAGCAUGCUCCAGUCGGGCGUCGUCUCGAAAGUCCUCACGUGCCUCGGACGCAUCUGAUCUUAGCGAACUAGCCGGACCUUGGCUAAACCUGCCCCUGAUGCUCGUCUCGGGGGCCGACGACGUAGUCAAGGACAUCAAGCAGCAGAGCGACGAGCUGGGCAAACGCAAAUCCUCUUGUAUCUCCCUAAACUAUGAGUCCCUGCUCGCAGACAUGGUCACUGCCGUUCUCAGAAGUGGCUCGCAGCCUAGUGGCUUGAAUUACCUAGCUGCUAUGAACAACACGACCAACACCACCUCAACCUCCACCUCUGGCACGACCUCCUCCACCGCCUCCGCCCCAGCCACUGGGUGUGGCCCAGCAGCCACCUCCGCCUCCGACAGCGACCGACACCAGGCGGUGGGGGGUGGGUCGGCUCCCUCACGUAAGCGCGCCUCUAGUUUCAUUCGCAAGAAACCGCCCCUAGAAAGAGGUUUGUCAGCACAAAGCGCUUUAAGAGUAAACAAGAACGCUUUUGUCUCCGAGGCGCCAGCCCCUGAGGUGAUCGUCACCAGGCCGUCACCUGACCAGCAGACACAUCCACAAUCGCUCAGCCUGCGUCCGGAUAACGCCACUCUGGUCCAUGUCCUGGUCCACCGCGAGAGCGAAGAGUACAAGGAGGAGGAUGAGAGCAGCCCGUCCUCGCCCGGAAUGGGCAAUGGUAUAGGCAGUGGCCUGGAGAGGCUGGCCAAGCAGGCUCCGCCUCAGAUACGCAUUAGCACGGGAUCGGUGGAGAGCGCGAUGGACACUUGUGCGAUGCCCUCGGUGCAAAUUAUGGUAGACAGUCCCAAGGAUCCGCCCCGUGGCGACUUCAGUGCCGAGUUUGCGGCUCACGCUGCGACGGCUAUUGAAGACGUAGAUGUACCCAUCGAUGUUAAUAUCCAGGGUGAUACCUCGCAAGUGUUUUACGACUAUAAUCCGGACAAAGCCACUGGCAAUGAACUAGAUGGGGAGGAGGAGAAAACGGCGCAGGAUGAAGCAAUUGCAAAUAGACAAAGAUGACCUCCGGUCAACAUUUCGCAACAGGAUUCGGAGCAACGCUCCAGCAGUGGUAGCAAGAGCACUAGCAGCAGCAGCAGCAGCACAAGCAGCGCCAGAAGCAGCUCGUCGUCCUCGUCGUCGUCGGCGGCAUCGGCAGCCGCUCCUUCAGCGCGGCGUCCAAGCUGACAACCUCCAGUCUGAGUGCGUAUUCGAUGCCGAUUCCUGUGUGCAUUUGUGUCAGAAUUCGUAGUUUCUUAGGCUUAGGCAUGGGGCUCGCCCCUUUGUUAUCAUAGUCGAUUACCUAUAUAAUUAUAUACUAGUCGCUUUAUACGAUAUACAUAUAUACACAUAUACAGAUACGGAGCUAUCCAAAUUUAUACAUAUAAUAUCAACUUAAGGAGGAAAUCAAUAUUAACUAUGUUAACAAAACGUGCAUUAAACCGUUGUAGUACUCGAAGCAAAUCAAAAGUCCGAAUGAGUCGGAAUCGCCAUCAUCAUGGUUAUUGUCACAAUCAGAAUUGAGGAAGAGGAGAUUUGUCGGUAGUUUACUGCCCGAUUUAGUCGUAGUCAGAUUGGUUGGCCCACCAAGGAUGGAAUAGAAGCGAGGAGUGCGAGCAAAGCAAGCCAGAGAGACUCCUAUUCCCCCUGCCAUGGGCCGACUUUCUUGAACAUUUUCGAAGGUUGUUUUUGAACUAUACAAUACAUAGAGAUUGGCAUUACAUGCAUACAUUACAAGUGUAACUAACUGUCGCGGUUAGUCCUAGGCUCAUAACGGUAGUGUUUGUUUUCUCAAUUAUCGAUUAUCGACCUGCAUAUACGAAGGUGUAUGUGGAUAGUAUAUAAAUACAUUUUGUACAUAUGCCAAAGGAAGUAUUUUAAACUAAAGAGCUAAUACUAUAGUUACAGACAUAUGACAUUAGUUAGAGACAAUUUAUUGAAAUAUUUAUAAAGGUUUUCGUUACGAUAGCGCAGAAAAUUGCCGAUUAGCAAUACGAUUACGAUAGCGAAUAUUAUCCAUUACCGAUUGUUCGAAGUACAAAAGCGAAGUAUUAGUAGAUUUGAUUAUUAUUAUUAUUAUUAUCAUGAUUAUAUUGUAUUGUACAUAUUUUACGGCUCCUCCCCGAUCCAUUCCAUCUCCUUUCCUCUUCUACAUCCACUAACAACAGUAAGAACUAAGCCAAAAACCAUGUCAAGUGAUUUUGUACUCAACACACUCUCACAUAUUUAAAUCAAAUAAUCCCAGUCGGGAUCUAGCAACUACACUGCACUGUAAUCGAAAUCGAAAUCGAAAUCGUUAUGAUACCAAUCCAAUGGAACCCGAAAUCAAUCAGCAGUCCUACCUAAGUACCAGUGAAAGGCUCUUUUAUGAUUGUGAAGCUAACUUAGUUUAUCUCCUAUUAUGUAUAGCCGAAAUAAAACAUGCGAAUCAAAAGCAAGAUGCAACCAGUACGGUCUCCUACACGAAGAACAACCAACAAGCUUCCACAAAACUCUAUUUUAGCGAAAAAAAAUAAUUUACAAUUUACACUCUACUUCUUUGUACGACUUUGAUAAUGGUUAGGUCGGGCCAAGUUUCCAAGAAACUCGCCUUGUUUUGUUACUUUUUAAGUGUUGUUCUCUCUUUUAAGUCUCUAAGUCUCCAUUGUGAUCGCAUUAAGUUAAAACAUCGAACAGGAAAGAGUUGAGAAGUAAAUAAUUUAUACUCCGAGCUGGAGAAUAGGAACAAAUACCGAAUACUCGUACUUAUGCACACCUGCGCCAUUCAGGGCACUCCACUCGACUGCAGUCGGGUCUAUGCUACUCUUACUCUACUUUCAUAACUUAACAACAGACAAUCAGACAGCGAUUGAUAGUAAAUUGAAAUUCUAUGGUACCAACUAAAUCGUUUUCUCCAGGAACAAACAACCAAAUGAACACACAACAACUUAAUUGUGAUUUUAACUGCAAUUUUUACACAAAAAUAAAACAACUAAGGUCAUAAUUUUAAUUAGAGUUGUUAACAAACAAAGGAAACAAAACCAACAACAGACAGAAACCAAACACUCGUCAAUUAAGUGAUAUUUAAUAUUGGUACGUACUCGUAUUCGAUUGUACAUAAACGAAAAACGAUUAUGAUAAUGGUAACGAAAUAGCAAUAGAUCCUCAUCCAAACUCAAAAACAAAAAACAAACAAAAAACUAAAAAAAAGAGAAAAGCUUUAAUUUUAGUUAUCUUGAAGAAAAAAAAACAUUAAAAAAAUAUUACGAAUACACAGUGAGACGAGACCAGUCGGAGCGAUGCAAUGAUGUGGGAUGUUUAAUUUAGUCAUAGAGUAUAACGACAAUAAAAUGAACGAGGCAUAUUCAAUUAUAUAGACGCAAAUCGGGCUAUCGUUGCCGAAACGAAAAUCCGAAUUAACAGCAGGAAGGCCACUCACACAGAAACUGGGCAAAUAACGACAAACUUAGCUCUUAGAUAUAACCGAAACGAACCCGCAAUCCCAGUAGACGACGCUUUGCUCCCAGUCAAGUCAAGCCAAUAGAAAAACGAACCAAGCGAAACCGAAACAGAGGAAUACAGAACCGAAUCCUAUGCAUUUACAGCUCUCGGCACCGCAGGCAGGACAUUAGGAUGAGCUCCCGGAUAGGGCAACAGGUGGCUGCGGGAUGCAGGAACACAUAAAGUACACAGAUAUAUACCUAUAGUUAGCAAUACGGCUGGUUUAAUUAGGCAUGCCUUACAGAAUACACGAUUUUAUUUAUAUAUACAUAUUUAUUGUUGAGAUUAAAGUAUAUACGAGCGAUAGGAGUUAGCGUUUCAUCGGACACGAUACCAGCAGCAAUAGAAGACGAAUAAUACCGUUUAAAGCAGGUGCUAAGCAGUAACCGAAACAGAAAUCGUAGGAUUGUUCAACACGCUCCGAGAACUAAGUCAAUUAUUUUGAUUUGCCGCUUUUAAGGUCCUAGUCCUAGUCCUAGUCCUAGCCCUGUAACAAUAACAGCAGCGUAGAGUAAUCAAGUCGAGUAACUAAACUAAACUUUAUUAAUAAUUCGUAUUUAGCUAAGCUUAAUCAUUGCCUGCGCUCCACUCGCUCCAUACACGCUCCAACGGAUCAAAUCAGAAUUCUGGCCCGUAGCUUUUUAUCCGUUGCUGUCGGAGAUCAUUUAACACGAAAACUAGCCUGAAAAUUGUUAACAAAUUAUGGCCGCAUAGCUUGCGCACAUUUCCACUCGGAUUUCCAUCGCCAUUGAUUGCCUCGUUAGCCCUUUAGGUCCGUGAAAUUCGAUUUGGUCCGCUACGCUCAGUUCAGCUCUGACUUAAUAAAACAUUUAUCAUAGACAAGGAAGACGCAGAACAGAAAGUAACGAUUAAGAACCCAUUAACCAUAAUAUGUGACUAACACACAUUUUGAACCGAAUCAUAUCAAAUCAAAACAAAAGAAAACCAAGUAAACGGAAUAACUAAUGAAAACUCUAAGAAGCGUAAAUCUAACAUUUGAAAUUAAAUAUUUACUCGGGUACAAAUGGUACAGUAAAGAUAUUCGUUUAUACAAUAUUUACUGUCUAUAUAACCAUUAUAUACUACUUACUUACUGACAAUUAUUAAGGGUUUUGUUCAAUUUCAUUACUCGUAUGUUAAUAAAAACAAUUUCCGACUAA
Messenger RNA from Drosophila eugracilis, 12421 nucleotides. It is a transcript of the gene NaCP60E, whose product is annotated as sodium channel protein 60E. The coding region runs from base 267 to 8804 and encodes 2845 amino acids. Gene Ontology annotation, biological process: membrane depolarization during action potential; neuronal action potential; sodium ion transmembrane transport. Gene Ontology annotation, cellular component: voltage-gated sodium channel complex; plasma membrane. The transcript has 26 exons. NCBI's taxonomy places the organism in Eukaryota, Metazoa, Arthropoda, Insecta, Diptera, Drosophilidae. The record is from RefSeq and is a predicted model, not a curated record. Gene Ontology annotation, molecular function: protein binding; voltage-gated sodium channel activity.